AUGUCUUCGCCCCAAAAUCACUCUAGUCCGGACCCAGAACAGGGUAACCAACAGGCUAACGGCUUACAGCAAAACCAUCAGACAUUACAACAACAACAACAGCAGCAACAGCAACAACAACAGCAGCAGCAGCAACAACAGCAGCAGCAACAGCAACGCCAGGAGCAAAAUCAAGCUAUUCAACAACAAAAUCAACUGCAGCAGCAGCAGCAGCAGCAACAACAAACCUUGCAGCAGGCAGCAUUACAACAGCAAGUUGUUCAGUCCUUUCAACAGCAGCAACAGAAUCUGCAUGAUCACUUGCAAGCCGUACAGCAACAACAGAUCCAAGCUGCCCUGCAACGACAGUCUGCCACGUUGCAGGAGUUGCAACAGCAAGCCCAGCACCAGCAAGCGCUCAACCAGGCCAAGGGGAGGAUGCCACGUGCGCGCGCGUACAACAAGCCGCGCGGCCGCAUGACCGCGUACGCCUUCUUCGUGCAGACCUGCCGCGAGGAGCACAAGAAGAAGCACCCGGACGAGAACGUCAUAUUCGCCGCCUUCUCCAAGAAAUGCGCCGAGAGGUGGAACACUAUGUCGAAAAAGGAGAAACAGAGGUUCCACGACAUGGCGGAGCAGGACAAGCAGCGCUACGACCUGGAGAUGCAGAACUACGUGCCGCCUAAGGACGUGAAAGUCCGCGGCCGCAAACGCCACCAAGUCAAAGAUCCAAAUGCGCCUAAAAGAUCGCUUUCUGCCUUCUUCUGGUUUUGCAAUGACGAACGCUCCAAAGUGAAGGCUAAUAACCCUGAAUACACAAUGGGUGACAUUGCCAAGGAACUGGGCAGGCGUUGGGCUGCCGCCGAGCCGGAAACAAAGUCCAAAUAUGAAUCUCUCUCGGAGCAAGAUAAGGCCAGAUACGAUAGGGAGAUGACAGCAUAUAAAAAGGCAUUGGAACAACAACAGUCACAGUCAGAGGUGCAUGAAGAGGUUGAAGAAUAUGAAGGAGAGGAAGAUUUUAAGUGU
Messenger RNA from Iphiclides podalirius (scarce swallowtail), 1005 nucleotides. Lineage: Eukaryota; Metazoa; Arthropoda; Insecta; Lepidoptera; Papilionidae. The record is from the annotation of a GenBank genome assembly.